GGGGUCGGCAAUGGAGCAAGGGGAGGCUGGAUCGCCGCCGCCGGCCGAAGAGAAGGUAGGGAAAGAGGAGGAGGAUGACUUUGGCUACCGGCUCUUCCCGGAACGGAACAAGAAUCCUCAGAGCUUCCUGGUCCGCAGCUUGUUCACCUACCACAACAAGUGCCAGUUGAUGCUGAGGAUGACUCUGGAAACGAAUCCAUAUGCUCAACUUCUUCUUGAGGCUAUGAAGCAGUCUGGUUGCACUGUCUUCAAUGACCGGCACUUUUCUUGUGAAAACUGUGAUGCCUGUGUUGGUGGAGGUUUUGAUUCUGCCACAUCUCAGAUUGUUCUAUGUCAGAACAACAUUCGCCACCAAUCCCAUAUGAACCGGGUGGUCACACAUGAAUUGAUUCAUGCUUUUGAUCACUGCCGUGCACAUGUUGACUGGUUUAAAAAUGUCAAACAUUUAGCGUGUUCAGAGAUUAGAGCUGCUAAUCUCAGUGGGGACUGUACACUGAUGAAUGAAAUAGCAAGGUUUAAAUUUGGAUUGAAAGGACACCAUCAGACGUGUGUACGAGACAGAGCAAUUCGUUCCAUUCUGGCUGUUAGAAAAGUUAGCAGAGAAACAGCAGAAAAAGCUGUGGAUGAAGUUUUUGAUGCCUGCUUCAAUGACCUGGAACCUUUUGGAAGAAUCCCUCACAGUAAAACAGAUGCAAGACGUGCUUUUAGAGACUUUCAGAACAGAGAUCGCUACAAUGCGAAUUUGUAAAGGAAAAAAAAAAGAACCAUGAAAAAUAAUGUUAAUGUCUAUUCUGUAACAUCUGGAGUUACAGUCUGCACACACAGUGCUCGUGAAAAGGGGCAAUUCUAUGAAAUGUAUAGAUUUUUGUAAACUUUUUCCAGGAGCCAACUUCCAUGGAAGUAAACAAAGUAAAUAAGCAAGGAUGAAAACUGUGUUUUGUCACCUCCUAUUCCAGCAUGGUAAUUUAGUACACCAAAUGACUUGUCAAAUAGCUGUCUACACAUUUCAAUGCACAUUUGACUCUGUCUCACUAGGACUUGGUUUCUAAAGUUUUUGUUGUUACUGAAUAAAUCUUUUCAUAAAAUCUU
Melopsittacus undulatus (budgerigar) is the source of this 1089-nucleotide messenger RNA. RefSeq names its product ATP23 metallopeptidase and ATP synthase assembly factor homolog (gene ATP23). The record is from RefSeq and is a predicted model, not a curated record. The transcript has 6 exons. NCBI's taxonomy places the organism in Eukaryota, Metazoa, Chordata, Aves, Psittaciformes, Psittaculidae. Gene Ontology annotation, molecular function: metalloendopeptidase activity. Bases 11 to 748 code for a protein of 245 amino acids. Gene Ontology annotation, biological process: mitochondrial proton-transporting ATP synthase complex assembly; mitochondrial protein processing.